ACAGUUAGUCUGCCCAGACUCCAGGUUCAAAAAGGUUGCCCUCGUUAUAAGUAGCACAGCCAUGGAGACCGUUCGCCAGUGGAGCUUUUUGAUCUCCGUUCUUCUAGCUGGCCUGCUGAUUUGGCCUGCUCAUGCUAGCGGCGGAGAAGGCCAGUCCUGUGGAGGAGACCCAUGCCCUGAUGGUCUGAAAUGCUGCAGCUCAAUUUGCAGGGAAUGCUGUGGCAAUGGACAAUGUGCAGCCGAUCAGCGCUGCUGCGAUGGAAAGUGCACAAAUGGUACAUGCUGCGCUGGGGAUGCCAACUGCUGCAACGGAGUGACAUGCGGUGCAGGCACCAAAUGCUGCGGUGGAGAGUGCAAGGGUUGCUGCGCCGCCGGGGACUGCGCGGCAGGGAAGUGUGCAAGGCGUGCUGCACAAGUGGGGACUGCGGAUAUGGGAAGGUCUGCUGCAGGGGACAGUGCAUAUCCGGUACAUGCUGCCCCGGGGACGCCAACUGCUGCAAUGGAGUGGCAUGCGCUGCUGGAACCAAAUGCUGUGGGGGAAUGUGCAAGGCAUGCUGCACUAGUGGGGACUGCGGAUAUGGGAAGGUCUGCUGCAGGGGACAGUGCAUAUCAGGUACAUGCUGCCCUGGGGCAGCCAACUGCUGCAAUGGAGUGGCAUGCCCUGCUGGAACCAAAUGCUGUGGGGGAAUGUGCAAGGCGUGCUGCGCUAGUGGGGACUGUGGAUAUGGAAAGCUCUGUUGUGGAGGGCAGUGCAAGGUCUGCGAAUGCUGCCCUGGGACGUUAGGCUGCUGCAAUGGGAGGCGCUGUCCCACUGGCAAGGUCUGCUGCAAUGGAGAAUGCAAGGCUUGCUGCUCAGACAUCCAUUGUCCAUCCUCAAAGAAGUGCUGCAAUGGAGUGUGCAAGAUGUGCUGCAUACACAAAGACUGCUUCGGUGCUGGCCUCAACCAAUGCUGUGAUGGUUUCUGUCAGAAGAAUUGCUGUGCGAAUGGUAUUUGUAAAGGAAAAAAGUGUUUGGUGGGAGAGUGUAAUCAUCACUAAAAUGAACUUGAACUCCUGCAGCCAAUGGUGCGGGGGCGCGGGACAGUUGCAAUUAGAUAAGAUCAUACAGCAGAUAGACGUCUUUCAGUGGGGAAUGGAAAGGUUCGUGAGUACGGGGACAAAAUGGAUUCAAUUACACUGUGUUGCAGGUAGAGGCCUUUAUAUAGAGAAUGGGUAUGGAGAUGAGUGUUGUAGAGCUUAAUAAUAUAUACAGGAAGUUGGACAUCACUCACGAGAAUGCCUGAUUAUGGCCCCUACUUGUGAGGUGGCCCCAACUUGCAUGUGAUGUCCCCGCCAGUCUGCGCCAGGCAUGGCUGCAUGCUUAAGUUUACGAUUUGCACCUAAGGCUUCUGUAGGUACGCAUAGAUUCUUGCUGGCAGCUUUUCAGUCGCACUUUUACAAGCCGAUUUCUGCUCACGAAUAAAUUCAAUUCCACUGU
This is a messenger RNA of Chara braunii, 1477 nucleotides long. The record is from the annotation of a GenBank genome assembly. Lineage: Eukaryota; Viridiplantae; Streptophyta; Charophyceae; Charales; Characeae.